Molecule: messenger RNA, 2234 nt
Organism: Papaver somniferum (opium poppy)
Lineage: Eukaryota; Viridiplantae; Streptophyta; Magnoliopsida; Ranunculales; Papaveraceae
Product: protein NUCLEAR FUSION DEFECTIVE 4-like
Exons: 3
Coding region: 187-1884 (565 amino acids)
Cellular component (GO): membrane
Source: RefSeq, a predicted model, not a curated record
CCUAUUUCUCACCUAUCACUCAACGCAACCCUUUCCUUGCCAUCCCACCGUUUCUCCCUCUUCUCUCUCUUCCUCUUUAAAAUUUCUCUGUUCCAUUCCUCGAACCGAUUGCUUUCCCAUUCUCACAAGGGACCGCUUACUUUCUCCAUUCUUGUUUCCAAAAAAAACAAGAAAAUCUCAUAAAAUAUGGGAAACCUUAGAGACGAUAUUUCCCUAACAAGAUCUCCGGCAGGGAAAUGGUUAGGGUUUGUGACAGCAAUAUGGGUACAAGCAAUAUCAGGAAACAAUUAUACAUUUUCUAAUUACUCAGAUGCUUUGAAAUCGUUAAUGGCGUUAACACAAUUGGAACUUAAUAGUUUAUCAGUUGCCAAAGAUAUUGGUAAAGCUUUUGGUAUUCUUGCUGGUUUAGCUUCAGAUCGUCUUUCUACUCCUGUUAUUUUGUUGAUUGGAUCUGUUGAAGGUUUUGUUGGUUAUGGUGUUCAAUGGCUUGUUGUUAGUCAGAGAAUUCGUCCUCUUCCUUAUUGGCAGAUGAGUAUAUUUCUGUGUAUGGGAGGAAAUAGUACGACAUGGAUGAACACAGCAAUUCUAGUAACAUGUAUGCGUAAUUUUCGUAGAAAUCGGGGUCCUGUAUCCGGUAUCUUGAAAGGUUAUGUGGGUCUGAGCACGGCCAUCUUCACAGAUAUUUGUAGUGCUUUGUUUGCUGAUAAUCCUUCAAAGUUUCUACUCAUGUUGGCCGUGGUUCCGGCUGUUGUUUGUCUUGCGGCAAUUUUCUUCCUUCGUGAAGUUCCACCUACAACUACAGCUGCCCAAGAAGAAGAAGAAUCCAAAUACUUCAAUUUCUUUAAUAUAGUGGCUGUCAUAAUUGCUUUGUAUCUUUUAGCUUAUGAUACCUCUGGGAAACAUGGUCAUUUACUCUCUAUGUUUUUCGCUGGUGGACUACUAUUUCUGCUAGCUUCACCAUUAUCAAUACCUAUAUUUUCUGUUUUUAAGAACUGGGUUCAAACACGUUUAGAUUCAAGCUCCAAUGAUGUUGAAAGUGUUCAGAGCGAUGAAGUUCAAGAACCUUUACUGGUUCAACAAGAUACCCAGACAGAAACUGAACCGAAAUUGGAGGUAGUAGAAGGAAAUUUGGAAGGUGAUGCUGUUGAAAUCAUAUAUCAGAAACCAGUUCUUGGUGAAGAUCACACAAUUCUUGAGGCAGUUCAAACAUUAGAUUUCUGGAUCCUGUUCACUUCUUUUCUCUGUGGUGUUGGUACUGGAUUAGCUGUGAUGAAUAAUAUGGGUCAAAUGGGUUUGGCGCUCGGGUAUGUGGAUGUAUCCAUUUUUGUGUCGCUGACAAGUAUAUUUGGAUUCUUCGGCCGUAUUGGUUCUGGAACUAUAUCUGAAUACUUCCUCAAGAAUGCUGCAACACCUAGGCCACUAUGGAAUGCAGCGUCACAAGUUCUAAUGGCCGUAGGAUACAUUAUCUUAGCUAUUGCACUACCAGGAUCUCUGUAUAUUGGUUCAAUUGUUGUUGGCAUUUGCUACGGAGUUCGUCUAGCUAUCACAGUUCCCACUGCAUCUGAACUAUUUGGCCUUAAAAACUACGGAUUGAUCUACAACAUCUUAAUUUUGAAUCUCCCCUUGGGGUCAUUCCUAUUUUCUGGUUUGCUUGCUGGUUUAUUGUACGACGCAGAGGCAACUAAAACAGAAGGAGGUGGAAACACAUGUGUUGGAGCUCAUUGUUUCAGACUAGUUUUCGUGAUCAUGGCUUUGGCAUGUGUAGUUGGCUUUGUUCUGGACGUGAUACUUUCUAUCCGGACAAAGAAUCUUUACAAGAAAAUUCAAGCAAGUAAGAAAUCUAGGAAAUCAGGUUUCGAACAAAAGAAAACAAUUAAAGGUUAAUUAAGCGCAUACUUCACUUAUUUUAUUUGUAACUUCUCUUUCAUUGGUUUCUUUAGUUUUUUCUUCUGUUGAGAUUGAGUAAAUUUGGGAUGCAAAGAGAAUAUCUCAACCCAGACCUUUGAUUUUGGUCCAUGUUAGGGUUGAACGAGGAGAAAUAAUACCUAAAUGAGGGAUGGGGAAGUUUUGCUCAAGUGACCUUUAUAGGUUAAUCAUCCCAUACACAGUACGUUAGGAGUCAACUUGAAGGUGUAAAAAAUUAGAAGCAUUUUGAUCUUCUAAUUGCUGUAUCUUGUAUGUUUGUAAUCACGGUUGUUUCUUAAAUUCAAUAUAUUUGUCUUAUGAUCAUAGUA